CUAUCGAUCAUCCAAAUAUUUCUCUCUUUGCUUUGCUUUGUUUCUCUGAAAGCGAAAAUGGCGUUUGUCACCGCCACAGCUGGUGUUCAAGUUCUGAUCAAGAGUCAACCAGACACGUUCUGGACUAAAAUUCAAGAUUCCGCAAAUUCGUUUCCUCAAGCCGCACCUAGCCUAUAUACAUCAAUUCUUAUCAGCGGCACGGGGGUGCGCAAAGUCGAGUAUGGCCCAGAUUCUCAGAAUAUCAAAACCUCGUCUGAGCUUAUCACUGAAAACAGCUUGGGAAAAUUAGCUUACACUGUAACUGCUGGUGAUAUCCUCCAAAAAUAUGAUGUCAACAACUUCCAAGCUGUAAUAAUUCACCCAAAUAGUGAGAAAUGGGUGGGAUGGACCUGGACUUAUAACUAUCUCCCCGAGAAUAAAGCAAGAGCUCUUCAGCUUGAUGCAGAGAUUGCAGUGAUUGCAGUGAAGACCUUGACAGAACUUGAUAACUAUAUUCAAAACAAGUCAACCUAAAUUGCAUGGAUGACCUUAAAGCGCGCGCGCGCGCAUAUAUAUAUAUAUAUAUAUAUAUAUAUAUAUAUAUAUAUAUAUAUAUAUAUAUAUAUAUAUAGUAUGUAAAUAAAACAGAGCCUUGCUCUGCACUCAUCCAUGCAUGUCUGCUAGAUUAUUGUGUCUGUGUGUGUACCUAACAAUGUGCUACGUGUGGUGUAGUAAUAAAUAAAGCAGAGUCCUAUGUAUGCUUAAUGCUCUGCACUUUAUCCUAUAAUUGUCUGCGUUAUGCUAUCUACUUUCUCCAUUAAAAUAAAAUCCAGCUUUAGCUGGUUCAUGUGGUA
Molecule: messenger RNA, 833 nt
Organism: Hevea brasiliensis (rubber tree)
Lineage: Eukaryota; Viridiplantae; Streptophyta; Magnoliopsida; Malpighiales; Euphorbiaceae
Exons: 2
Coding region: 58-513 (151 amino acids)
Source: RefSeq, a predicted model, not a curated record